This is a messenger RNA of Fusarium graminearum PH-1, 414 nucleotides long. RefSeq lists its product as uncharacterized. The transcript is spliced from 4 exons. The record is from RefSeq and is a predicted model, not a curated record. The coding region runs from base 1 to 414 and encodes 137 amino acids. Lineage: Eukaryota; Fungi; Ascomycota; Sordariomycetes; Hypocreales; Nectriaceae.
AUGUUAGGAACUGCUAAGGUUGGACGGCUCGAGGUACCUAGCUCGACAGCCUAUCCAUGCGCAUACAACAAGUACCGCGCGCCCUGUCGUGCUAGGGUGUUUGGUAGGUCUCGAUCCAGGUGGCUAGAACCUAGAGAUCCAUCCAUUGGAACGUGCGUCGACGACUCGGGAUUGGUGGGCCCGUUUAGAGACAGUGGCAGUGUAUUGUUAAGAAAGAUCCAAUUACAGUUCCUACAAGAGACUAUUAUCUGGAAUUUGUGCUACUUCAAAGCGAAGCUACGGCAUAUGAUCGACGCAUGGAUUAGUACUGCUCAACCACCACUUGAAGCGUCGCCAAACAACCCUGUUUUUUCCUCACACCACAUUGUCACUAAUCCAAAAGAUCAUAGUAAUUAUAUCCAAGAUUUUUAUUAA